CUUUUGAGAGUAUAGUUAUAUGAUUGAUGCUGAUAAGUGUAAGCAGUAAGCAGGCUAUUAAUUAAUGCCAUCAGUGAACAUUUGCCAGUUUUCCUUAUCUAUGACUGUGAUUAUGGGAAAGAUAAGGUUGCCAGUAAAUUAAAAUACAGGUAUGAGUAUUAUUCUGUGGCUAGUUACUUUGGACUGUAUAGGUGCUGGAUGAGUAAGAGCGAAGUUCCCCUUGGGAUGUCAAUCAGAACACACAGGACGGUCAGAUGCAGUUAACUCUUCUUUACUGCUUCUCAUGUAACACAACAGCACAGUAUUGCAACCAUUUGGGCUUACAGGUGCAGAGUUGAAGGAGGUGUGGGUGUAUGUGGUCUAUAACAGAAACAAAGUGCCAAACAUAAUAAGAAUCAGACAACCUAAUAUAUUCAAUAUAUGAAUAUAUGCUAUGGCACAUAUAAGCCGAUCAACACAUGAACAGGGAGAAGAUAAUCUGCAGGAUCCUUCUGCUCAUCAGCCUGACCUCCUGUGUCUGUGGGAGAAGAUGAUCUGCAGGAUCCUUCUGCUCAUCAGCCUGACCUCCUGUCUCUGUGGAACAUUUGUAGUGAAAGUGACACAGACCUCCUAUCAGGCAGAGGAGAACGACAACAUCACACUGGAAUGGAUGUUUACAACCAAACCUGACAGUUCCUCCACUUCACUUAACAUUAUCUGUCAACUGUUUACUGAUGUUAAAACCUUGAUCCUGUAUCAUGUACAUGAGGGUGUUGAGGUCUCAGAGUCUCAGGAUGGACAGUUUGCAGGACGAGUUCAGUGUGACAAAGACGCCCUCAGAGAAGGACGAAUCAGACUUCAUGUGUCCAGACUCAGGACUGAUGACUCGGGUCUUUACCUGUGUGACGUGAAAACAGAUUAUGGUGAAAGCUCUGGCAGAUGUCGACUCAAUGUCACUGCAGCUGUUGAUCAGCCCAAACCUCAGAAACCUACUGUGAGACCACAACCAGAGAGUCGGGGAAGGAUCAGCCUCUACGUUGGACUGACAGCAGCUUUCUGUGCUGGACUCUACUCUGCCUUCAGACAUCGUUCUAAACCUGAUGAAAGAUGAUGAACAUAGUUACAUUUUAGGCAGCAUAAACCUGUAGGACUAAAAACCAUCACAUUUCCUAUUUUAUGUUAUUGUCAGCGUAUUAUUUACGUUGAUCUAAGAUGGUGCUUUACACUAAUGCAACUUAUAUUAUAAUAAAUUCCACACUGCAUUUACUGUUUACACUAUGAACAUUUACACAUUCCAGGUCAAUAUUUUCUACAUUUCAUUUCAUUUUCUUCAGUUUACAAUUUAAAGCCGUGGCAGCUCUUCUCAUUCAUAUUUUACAUAUAUUUAUUGUAAACUUCCUUCUUUUUUAUAUUAUUUAAUUACUUCAUUUUGGAUAUGUUUGAACUGUUAUGGAACACAUCAUUAAGGCAAAAUCCUUGUAUGUGCAAAUUUACUUGGCAAUAAACCUGUUUCUGAACAUGUUUUUAUUCCUCUGCAAAGCAUUUCUUAACUCUGUGAAACACUUUCUGACUUAAACACUUUUUUUACAGUUGUGUAACAGAUGUUUGAUGUUUGUCUAAAUCCCUCUUUUUCAUUAAUAAUUUGUUUGUUUUUUUAACUUUUGACAUCUUCAGCUGUGCAGCAGAUUUAAAGGGAUUUAUUUUCAUGUACAUGAACUCUAAAUGUUUGAAUGAUGUAAUGAAUCAGUCCUCUGGGAACCUUGUUUGGUUGACAUGUAAAAGACCUGAGUUUCUUAUGAAGAGCAGAAUAAAGUCCAGCAGGUAACCAGA
Molecule: messenger RNA, 1809 nt
Organism: Thunnus maccoyii (southern bluefin tuna)
Lineage: Eukaryota; Metazoa; Chordata; Actinopteri; Scombriformes; Scombridae
Exons: 5
Coding region: 434-1090 (218 amino acids)
Biological process (GO): positive regulation of T cell proliferation; T cell costimulation; cell surface receptor signaling pathway
Cellular component (GO): external side of plasma membrane
Source: RefSeq, a predicted model, not a curated record